CACUGUAGGAACCCUUGUAAAUGUCUGGAAAAGUAGGUGCUUGAGUUAUAGUUGAUCUGAUGCACUUGUGUUAGGAGUGGCUAGCCAAAUACAGUCUGAGCAUGCAGGGCUGUAUCCGAGAGUGGGCGGGGAUCAGUCGCUGCCUCUGGAUACCUCUCUCCUCUCACAUUCAAUCGCUUCACGAUCUUCAAACGAAAUGGAUAACCCUGUCUUGACAUGUUACAUUUUCUACAGCACGCUGCUUGUCCUCAAACUCUAUACUCUGGCCAUCAUCACGGGACAACUCCGGCUGCAUAAAAAGGCAUUUAUCAACCCAGAGGAUGCAUUGAGACAUGGUGGGCUGGAGUAUCAUCGAACGGAUCCUGAUGUGGAGCGAACUCGGAGAGCCCAUCGCAAUGCCAUGGAGAACAUCUUUCCUUUCCUGUUCCUCGGUGCUAUCUACUCGUUGAUGGAACCCAACCUCUUGAUUGCCCACGUCCAUUUCCUGGUCUUCUUUGUGGCACGUGUGGUCCAUAGUGUGGCUUAUCUCUUUGCUCUUAAAGCACCAACACGCUCACUGGCGUACAUCAUUGCACAGGUUCCCUGUGUGUCCAUCGCCAUACAGAUCCUUUCUCACAUCGUAAUCGGUUGGUAAAGGCAAUUUAUACCACAAACCCAGUCAGAGACGCAAUGGAAAUAUUGACUGCUGGGAUCAGUUGAUUCCAGACGUGAACAGUCUACUGUCAGGAUUGAACUGUUAUUGGAUUGAGUUGAAAUCCAUCAGACGUUGCCAGCAUCGUAUCUGCUGUACUGAUUGACUUUUCCGGGAUCAAAGUUCUGCUCCUGUGCUAUCAAUUCAUGCAAACAAACAUGCAAACACUUCAAUUUCAGCUCAUCAAUUUUAAAGAAAUUGCUGAAAAUGGUGACUGGGAGCCAGAUUUAUAAUUCUCUCCAAAACCAUCCCCCUCCAAAACAACAAAACCAUUUAAAAUUUUGUUUUGAUCUAAGCCUAAAGAUGGAGACCUGAUUUCCAAAAUGGCUGCCCCACAAAGCAUGUUAAAUAAAAGGGUAUUGUUAAUACAAUGCAGAUUGUCCAGACAAAGUUUAAAACAUCCAAUAGCUGAAGUUUUAGUGAUUCGUCACUGUAGCACAUAACCAUAGAGUCAUAGAGUCCCACAGCAUGGAGACAGACUCUUUAGCUCAAACUGGUCCAUGCCGACCAAAAGGUCCAUCCAUACUAACCCCAUUCGCCUGCACUUGGCCAAUAUCCUUCCAAACCUUUCCUAUUCAUGUACUUGUCCAAAUAACCACUUUGAAAAUAUUUUAAAAGGGGCUUUCAAAGCCUAUUCCGUUAUAAAUUUAUAUGGUCACAGACUAUGCAUUCAAGAGUAAUUCCUCCUAGUGGAAAUACCUUUGGGUGAUAAUUUCCCUUUCACCCAAUGCCCCCAACAUCCGUCACACCAGCCUACACCCGGCAAGGAGCAGUCUGCCCAAUUUUCAAACAGUUGAACUUGGUGGAAUGAACUCUGGACUGAAUAUGGUAUCGGGCCAUCCCUCCUAUGAGAGGACAUGGUGUCACUAGCUGAACUAGCGCCCUUGGUGGAGGUGGGUAAAUCAGGACACAGUGAUUGAGGCCCAGGGUUUUAGGAGCCCGAGGUGAAUUAUGAGCUGUACCUUUUACCACCUCUGCUUCACACACACAUACACAUGCGCGCAUGUGCACAUUUAAGAUAGAGAAAAGUUUUAAGUACAGAAUAAACUGUUACCUUUGUUCAUUUAAAAUGCCAAAUAAAUAAUGUACAGCCUUGUGCCACAGGUAACACCUAGUUCACCCUUUAUGUUUGGAGAGGCCCUGCAUCAGGUAGGGAAUCUAAUAUCAACCACUUUAAAUGAUGAACAAUGUAACAAAUCAUCAAAUAAUUCACUGUAUAAAAAUGCUCCAAACCACAUUCCCAACUCCAUCUCCUCCCCUCAUCCACACACAAACACUUAGUGCGCUAUAUCAUCAUAAUAGCUGACAUCAUCCAUGUUUUGCACAGACUCAUGCUUCUCAGCUCAUUUGGACCCUUAAUUGCCCAUACACAGUAGUGUUUUAAUAAAGAGUUCUUCCAUUGAACUUAGAUUAGAUUCUGUACAGUGUGGAAACAGGCUCAUCAUCUCAACAAGUCCACACCGACCCUCCGAAGAGUA
This is a messenger RNA of Chiloscyllium plagiosum (whitespotted bambooshark), 2169 nucleotides long. RefSeq names its product prostaglandin E synthase (gene ptges). Gene Ontology annotation, cellular component: membrane. Gene Ontology annotation, biological process: prostaglandin biosynthetic process. Gene Ontology annotation, molecular function: prostaglandin-E synthase activity. The record is from RefSeq and is a predicted model, not a curated record. Lineage: Eukaryota; Metazoa; Chordata; Chondrichthyes; Orectolobiformes; Hemiscylliidae.